UUACUCUUACAGCUAAUGUAGACGAGCCUUAACAGAGAGAAGGAAAUAUCUGCAUAAACGUCCACAUGAACUACGUAGCAGAAAGAAACUUGAAAGUCGCCGCGUCGACGUUUUGGCCGACAUCGACUUUUCAUGGUUUGAUAUGCCAUCUGUAUACGUACCUUGAAAUAUCAGCUGAAACUAUAUCGCUACCAUAGACAUAAUAAGAAUAGACUGCGUGUGAGGGCCAAAACUUGAAGAUCAAGUAGAAAGAGACGGACAAUAGGUGCCGAGUAUCUUUCUCUCUCACACAAGGAAAGGAAUGGGGAGCGAAAAAGAGUAGUGAAACAGCUGUAUGCGGUUGAAAAGAGCUUUAAUUCAUACGAAAAGUAUGGAGGAUCAACAAUGUGCCAAGAAAGUCAAACUUGACGAAACUCCUGUUAUAAGUGAAGGAAAAGCACUAAUAUUAAUCACAACCCGGAAUGUAUUUUACAAUCCAGUUCAAGAAUUCAAUCGAGAUCUUAGUAUAGCUGUAUUAACGAUAUUUGCAAAAGACAGAUGGAAUGAGGCAUUACAGAAGAAUAAAUCAGAAAGAGAAAGAAACAAUGAAACUAAUACAUUAUACAAUGUAAAAAUAAAUAUGGAGAGACAGAAAGGUAUCACUAUAUUAGAAGCUCUAUCCGCAACUGGUUUGCGGAGUAUACGAUAUGCCAAGGAGAUAGAGAAUAUUCAACAGAUUGUAGCUAAUGACAUUUCUGCAAAGGCAGUAGAAACUAUCAGACAAAACGUUUUACAUAACAAAGUUGAAAAUUUGGUAACACCUUCUCACGAGGAUGCCAUGUUAUUGAUGUAUCAACACAAACGAGAUCGUUUCGACGCGGUCGACCUCGAUCCGUAUGGUUGUCCUUCUAUAUACCUGGAUGGAGCAGUACAGUGUGUAUCCGAUGGUGGUAUAUUGUUGAUAACAGCUACUGACUUGGCUGUAUUAGCUGGCAAUGUUCCAGAAACUUGUUAUUACAAGUAUGGAGCAAUAUCCAUAAAAUCGAAAUCUUGUCAUGAAAUAGCAUUAAGGAUAUUGCUGCAAUGCAUUGCGUCUUAUGCAGGACGCUACGGACGAUAUAUAGUACCAUUAUUAUCUGUAAGCGUUGAUUUUUAUAUAAGAGUAUUUGUCAAGAUCUUCACGAGCCAUGAUAAAUGCAAGGAAAACUCUACCAAGAUAGGAAUGUUUUAUCAGUGUACAGGAUGUGAGAGUAUUAAGUUUCAAAGCUUAGUAACAAAGAAGCCUUCCAGUAAUUACAAAUUACCGUGUGCACCUGUAGUGGACCAACUGUGUGAACAUUGUCAUCACUGGCAGCACAUGGGAGGUCCGAUAUGGUUAGGUCCUUUGCACGAUCAAGCAUUUGUAUCGCGAAUAUUAUGCAAUCUCGAUAGUACGGAGCUGACUACAUUGAAAAGAAUUGAAGGUGUUUUGACCAUGAUACAUGAGGAACUGGAUGUUCCUUUGUAUUACAGUCUAGAUCGCUUGAUGUCUAUAGUUAAAUGCCAUGUUCCACCAAUGUUGUUGUUCAGAUCAGCGUUAUUAAACGCAGGAUAUAAAGUGUCAUAUUCACAUGCAAGUAAAGUCUCGAUCAAGACAGAUGCACCGAACAACGUAAUAUGGGAUAUCGUACGUGCUUGGGAAAAGAAGCAUCCCGUGAAAAGAGAGAAGCUAGUUGCAAAUAGCCCGGCCGAACGAAUACUCAACGAACCAUCUACAAUGGACAUUUCACUCGAUAUACAUCCUCUCGCGAAUCCAAUUUCCCGGCAAAAACAUCUGUCUCGCUUCCAACGAAAUCCUACUGUAAAUUGGGGACCUGGUGCUCGUGCCAAAAUUAGAGUGGAUCUCGAAAAUAAAAUGGAAGAUUCGAAGAAAAUAAGAAAUCAAAACAAAAAUAGUAAAAAUAAAUCUGCUGCAUCCAAGCAGCAAGUGGCAUUGAAUGACUGAAGUGACUGAAUACUGAACUUGAACGACAAUCAGUUCAGCAAAUUUUCUAGGAUUUGUAUAUUCAUGUAUAGCAAUAUAUGAUACAAGACAAAUAGGAUUGUUAAUAUUAGAAUUAUUAAUAUUUGGACAGCAAUCGUACAUUACACCACACAUGUCAAAUGUAGAAAAAAAAUUACUAUAUUAAGCGCAGAAAUUUGUAAAAAGUAGGUUAACUCUACAUUGAUAUAUUCAGUAAAUGCACGUCACUUGCGUACAUAUAUACCGUCUCAUUAAAUUGUAAAUGACUGGUGCAAAUAUAAAAUGUAUCUCUAUUAUCUACAAUAAGAUGUCUUAUACAUUUUCUAAUGUUGCUUAUGCACACUUUUUAAGGAAA
Molecule: messenger RNA, 2336 nt
Organism: Harpegnathos saltator (Jerdon's jumping ant)
Lineage: Eukaryota; Metazoa; Arthropoda; Insecta; Hymenoptera; Formicidae
Product: tRNA methyltransferase 1
Exons: 2
Coding region: 335-1963 (542 amino acids)
Biological process (GO): tRNA N2-guanine methylation
Cellular component (GO): nucleus
Molecular function (GO): tRNA (guanine) methyltransferase activity; RNA binding
Source: RefSeq, a predicted model, not a curated record